UAAAACUGAAUUCAAUUCAAUGAAUGCGUAAAACUGCUCUCCUCGGAUAGUACCAGAUUGCUUUUCAUAGCGCUUUUAUUCGAACCUCCGUGUGCGAAAUGCCUGGCUGUAUCCAAGCUAUCGAAUACCAUUAACCGAGAAACACUCUUUGCGUUCUCCUGGUCCGCGCGUCAAAUUCGCGCGUGUCUCCGCGAACAAAAUCGGUGAGUUCGGCAGAGCCGCAACCGGUUAUUUCGAGGUCGGUGCGCCGCUGUUGCGUCACAGCCGCGCGGCUGGCGGCUGUGGCAGCAUCGGCAACGCCGCCUUCGCGACACACAGGGAUGAGCACCGACCUCUGCUGAGCACCGCAAGCGAACAGGUUGUGUCCGGCAGCACGCGGGAAACCGGUUAUCGGCCACCGCGGCGCGAUCGUCCUGCGAGCACCGGCCGAGCGAGGCGCUACGGCGCCGAGGGGGUGCCACCUGCGGCGCCGGACGGGAAUCCAGCCGCGGGGUGGGCGUCAGGGCAACCUGGAGCAGCGAGCCAGGGGCCGGUGGGUGGCGCUGGCAACCGGUAGGCACGCACUCCGGUUAGUUGUUUUGGGCGGCGGCAACGCUGCAUUCAACAAGUGGCCGUCGCCAUGUACUGCUGCUGCUCGGGGUGUGCGCGCUGCACCGCCCCGGCCGCCGCCCGUGUGAUCGUGCGCGCCGCCUCCGACACGGCGCUCGAGCCGGAGGCGGCGGCGGCCGCCCCCGAGCCGUGCGGCUACGAGUUGUAUCAGAAGUCGCUGCUCGGGGUGCCCUGGCCGUCCGAUUACGGCGACGCCUCCAGCGACGACCUCAGCUCCGAGUGGGACUCGGACGCGGCCGAACCGCCCUCCGCCUCCGCCCCUGCCACCCCCGUCAAGCCGUCGGGGUGGCGCAAGCUGCGCAGCAUCGUCCAGUGGACGCCCUUCUUCCAGACCUACAAGAAGAAGCGCUACCUCUGGAUCCAGCUGGCCGGACACCAGGGCAACUUCAAGGCCGGCCCUGAGCAAGGCACCAUCCUGAAGAAGCUGUGCCCGAAGGAGGAGCUGUGCUUCCAGGCGCUGAUGCGGGACGUGCUGCGACCCUACGUGCCCGAAUACAAGGGCCACUUCACCGCCGACGACGGCGAACAGUACCUGCAGCUUCAAGACUUACUCGGCGACUUUACGUCACCGUGCGUGAUGGACUGCAAGAUCGGGGUGCGCACCUACCUGGAAGACGAGCUGGCCAAGGCCAAGGAGAAGCCGAAACUACGGCGCGACAUGUACGACAAAAUGAUCCAGAUCGACCCCUUGGCGCCCACCGACGAGGAGCACAGACUGAAGGGCGUGACAAAGCCGCGCUACAUGGUGUGGCGCGAAACCAUCUCAUCGACGGCCACCCUCGGCUUCCGGAUCGAAGGCAUCAGGCAGGCCGACGGCCGCUCCAGUAAAGACUUUAAGACCACAAAGGCCAGGGAGCAGGUGGCCGAAGCCUUCAGGGAAUUUACGGCCGGCUACCCGCAUGCCAUACCCAAGUACAUCCAGCGGUUGAAGGCGAUCAGGGCGACGCUGGAGGUGUCCGAGUUCUUCGCCACACAUGAGGUGAUCGGCAGUUCGCUACUGUUCGUGCACGACGCGAGCAACGCCAACGUGUGGUUGAUUGACUUUGCCAAGACUACGAGGCUGCCGUCGGGCCUCGCGAUCGACCACGCGUCGCGCUGGGUCGUCAGCAACCACGAAGACGGCUACCUAGUGGGCGUCAACAACCUGCUGUCCAUUUUCAAGCAGGUGCAUCAGCAGCAACAGCAGCAGCAGUCGUGAAUCUACCGAGAAACAGAGAGCGAAUGAACUUUGACCUCCGACGACGGUGACUCCCUCCCUCUCUCUCUCUCUCUCCCUUACACAGAAUCAAUCACUCGUAAAUUUUUUGACGUCUCAGGUGCGCGCAUGUCCGCUGCGUUGGCUCCCGCUGAAGGGCGGCAGUGUUUUGGUUCUUACUUUCUCACUGUCUAAUUUUAUCGGCCGCGUGGAGACCUGCUUACAUUUAUAAGUUAGUAGUAUGUCCUCUCGAAAUGUACACAAAUUGAAAAAGAGGCUGUGCAUCCCGUUGCUGGUUCUCCUUUUUUGAAAUCUUGCCAUAGUGACUAGAAGUAUAAUGACUCUGCCCCAGUUGACACAGCUAGAUUAUUUCUCGCAUAUUAUUUACAAUGCGGGAUGGAUUUGAAUUGUUUUGUGAUCGAAAUGAAUGAAAUAAUUAAAUUACGAUCAAAAACAGAAAAUCAAUGCUACUUUUCAUACACUUGUUGGCCGUAUAAUUCCUAAGCAAUUUUUACAGCCUAAAUUUCAAGGAGCAAGUUGACUCUGCUUGUCUUCAAGGGAUUAUCUUAUAAAAAAAUAGUGCACUAAAUUCGCCGUAAUGUCAAAACGUGUAAAUAUAUAAUAUCUUGAUAUUUUGAAGCUGUAAAAAUGAAUGAAAAUUGAGGUUAACAAUUUGAGCAGUAAUUUUUUACGCGACAGUUUAGAAUGAAUCACUUGAUUUACAAUUUAACAUGUCAAUAACCGUAAUUUGAUUUUGCGUGAUAGGCUCCUAUCACGAUUUAAUACCAAUUCUUUAAACUUAUUAUCGAUUUAGGUUCAUGGUUGAGCCCCUUUUAAAAAUUCGGUCAUCACUCGCAAAGAAUUAGUUUGCACUGCACUCAAUAAUGCGAAAAAAAAAUUGAAACAAAUUAUCAGAUGAAAACUGUCGGCAGCUGGGGUGGAACGGGUCUCCUGGCUUUUAUUGCAUUUUCACACUCGCACUUGAAAGAGCAAAGUCACUCAUCCCCUUCAGCGAACCGAGUUUUAUCGCGCAGCGGUUUGCGUCAUUUACUCAAAAGAAUCGGCACUCGCGGAGCACAUCCGCCUAUCUUUUUUUCGCGCCUUCCGCCCACGAGAGGAGUCACUCGGGUAUUUUUUGUUUUUUUUAAUUGUCAUAAAGUGUAUGAAAAAAGGGGCGAAACUCCGCCUCGAGCAGCUGCGUCCGCGUCUCGUUUGCUCUGUGUUUCUCUGUGCGCGCGAAUCUCUACCCUACUGAAGUGCAGUGACUGGACACUGUGACAGUGUCAGUGUGAUAAACUUAGUCACGUCUGCAGCACCGCCUCAGACGCUCGGGUGCCCUCAGAGGCGCGAGAUCUGCACCGACUUGCCGUCCCAGUCGUCGUCGUCAUCUGCAGCUCGCAUUGCGACCCCAGCACUGGAGGUCUCGUCCUCGAAGGUCAGCGUGGGACGCAGCGAGCCGCGACGGGAGUGGAGCGCGUGCAGCGCCCGCAUCAGGUCGCCCACCGUCGUACCGUCCAGCUGCAAACCACACCUGAUCAGUACUUACGCUGCCGGACAGUGUCUGUUUAUUGUUCUGUCUGACUGUCUGAGUGCGUCCGCCGGUUUAGCCAGUUAGUCAGAGGAAAUUGUUGUUGUGCACAACAACUUCUGUUUGAGUGUGUACAUAUUAUAAGUGUGUGAGUUGUAAGCAACAGAGCUCGGGUCAGUCCAAAGAGAGAAUUUAUGUAAGUUCAGUGUUUCGUGAGAUGAGAAGCUAAUGUGAUGCCCUGUUCUUUAAUAAAUCACGAUUUAGAUGAAUCUGUCUAAUCAGAAUGGA
Molecule: messenger RNA, 3620 nt
Organism: Cloeon dipterum
Lineage: Eukaryota; Metazoa; Arthropoda; Insecta; Ephemeroptera; Baetidae
Gene: IP3K2
Product: Inositol 1,4,5-triphosphate kinase 2
Exons: 5
Coding region: 620-1807 (395 amino acids)
Biological process (GO): inositol phosphate biosynthetic process
Cellular component (GO): nucleus; cytoplasm
Molecular function (GO): inositol-1,4,5-trisphosphate 3-kinase activity; inositol tetrakisphosphate kinase activity
Source: RefSeq, a predicted model, not a curated record